AUGGUCCUCGCAGACUUGGGCCGGAAACUCAAUGCGGCCCUUUCAUCUCUCAAUAGGGCUCCUGUCAUAGAUGAGAAGGUGCUGGACGCUACAUUGAAAGAAAUAACUGCUGCAUUGUUGGAAUCGGACGUUAAUGUCAAGCUUGUGGCAUCACUUCGUCAAAAAGUCAAAGCGAAAGUCAAAUCGGCAUUGGAAGGUUCUAAUGACAAAACGAAGGAUGCGAGUCGUAAAAACCUCAUACAACGAGCCGUCUUUGACGAAUUAGUCCAUCUGGUAGACCCCGGUGUGGAGCCUUACAAACCUAAGAAAGGGCAGAGCAAUGUUAUUAUGGCUGUUGGUCUUCAAGGAAACGGCAAAACGACUACAUGCACCAAACUAGCCGUGCAUUAUCAAAAGAGAGGAUUCAAAUGUGCCAUCGUUUGCGCGGACACCUUCCGGGCUGGGGCUUUCGAUCAGACUCGUCAAUCCGCUACGAAAGCUAAGGUUGCAUACUUUGGAUCCUAUACCGAGACAGAUCCGGUCGCUAUCGCCGCACAGGGUGUGGCAAAGUUCAAGAAGGAAAGGUUUGAAGUGAUUAUUGUCGAUACUUCUGGGCGGCAUAAGCAAGAAUCAGAAUUGUUCGAUGAAAUGAUUCAGAUUGGGGAAGCCGUUCAACCGAAUAUGACUGUCCUUAUUUUGGACGCCAGCAUCGGUCAAGCCGCGGAAGCACAGAGUAGGGCAUUCAAAGAGAGCGCUGAUUUUGGUGCCAUCAUUGUCACGAAAAUGGAUGGUCAUGCUAAAGGAGGAGGGGCAAUAUCAGCGGUAGCAGCAACGAAAACACCGAUCAUAUUUCUCGGUGUCGGGGAACAUUUACAUGACCUGGACCGGUUUUCUCCUCAGCCUUUCAUCUCGAAAUUACUAGGACUAGGUGAUGUGCAAGGGUUAAUGGAGCACAUGCAAGAUCUCGCCACCCAAAAUCCUGACAAGCAAAAGGAGAUGGCAAAAAAACUUGAAGAAGGCAAACUCAGCAUACGAGAUUGGAGGGAGCAGAUACAGAAUGUCAUGAAUAUGGGGCCCAUUAGCAAAAUUGCUUCUAUGAUUCCUGGGCUCCCUCAAGAUUUGUUGCAAGGCUCAGACGAGGAAGGAUCAAUGCGGAUGAAGAGAAUGAUAUUCAUUACCGAUAGCAUGACCGCUAUGGAGCUCGAAUCCGAUGGGUCGCCAUUCAUGGAAAUGGGUAACGACGGAAAGCCCGUCGGCCUUACAUGGAGAGUGACGCGAGUUGCAAGAGGCAGUGGCACAAGUGUUCGAGAAGUGGAAGAGCUGUUGUGCCAGUAUCGCAUGAUGGCUAAUAUGGCGAAACAGGCUGGUGGCAAGAACGGGUGGCUCUCUGCGAUGCAGAAGAUGCAAGCAGCGGCCGGUGGGAAGGGUCGUGGCGCAAAUGGUAUGCCAACGCCUGCACAAAUACAAGCGAUGCAGCGAGCACUACCGCCAGGCAUGCUUCAGCAAAUGCAGCGUCAGAUGCGAAGUGGUGGUGGUAUGCAGGAAAUGAUGAGAGCCAUGAUGCAAGGGCAAGGAGGUGAUCAAAUGGACAUGGAAGAGAUGCAAAGAAUGAUGUCGCAAAUGGGCAGUGGUCUUGGAGGUCUCGGAGGUCUGGGCGGUCUCGGAGGAAUGUCGAACAUGUCAGAAAUGUUCAAGCUAAUGGGAAUGGGUGGCAAUCGAUGA
Molecule: messenger RNA, 1701 nt
Organism: Marasmius oreades (fairy-ring Marasmius)
Lineage: Eukaryota; Fungi; Basidiomycota; Agaricomycetes; Agaricales; Marasmiaceae
Gene: SRP54
Product: Signal recognition particle
Exons: 10
Coding region: 1-1701 (566 amino acids)
Biological process (GO): SRP-dependent cotranslational protein targeting to membrane, translocation; SRP-dependent cotranslational protein targeting to membrane
Cellular component (GO): cytosol; signal recognition particle, endoplasmic reticulum targeting
Molecular function (GO): endoplasmic reticulum signal sequence receptor activity; ATP hydrolysis activity; 7S RNA binding
Source: RefSeq, a predicted model, not a curated record